ACCGGAACUCGUCAUAACUUUCCCCAGCUGCGAUUAUCUUUGUUUUCACACUGAAAGUUAAGAAAAACGUCGCAGUCGGUACUAACUGCUGUUGGAAAGCAUCUGACGAAUAUUAUACUUUAUUAGGAAGCAAAACGAUAAUCGUUUUAAUCGAUUUAACAGAUUCAAAGUCGGCGUUUUCCGACUUUUUUUUUUUGCCCGGACGACAAAGUGGAAACCGACCAACCGGCUUUGAAAUUCAAACUGUGGGAUGCCUAGCUGGCUAGUUCAAACGUGCUCCUCAUGAUUAGUUUACUGAAACUGUUUUGCUUGUGAGUUUUCAGUCUUUCCUGGCUUUAAGGUAACAUAAGAGGCUGUUGUUCACACAUCUCUAAGGCUGGCAUCUUCCUGUGAGUUCACUUUGGUGUCGCAUUUUGCAACAGAAUGAGUCUGCGGGAGAUCAGCGAGAAUGUGAAGCUGGCCCGAGAGUACGCCCUUCUGGGGAACUACAGCUCAGCCAGUGUUUUCUACCAUGGAGUGCUCGAGCAGAUCAAGAAAUAUGUGUACACUGUGCGCGACAGCAGCUUUCAGCAGAGGUGGCAGCAGCUAUGGCAAGAAAUUAGUGAAGAGAAUAAACAUGUUCAAGACAUUAUGUCGACCUUGGAGAGCUUCCAGCUGGACGCUGCCCCCUCUAAACCAAGUAAUCACGAUGAUUGUGAUGUGAGGCCUGUACCAGUGGAACCAAGAUUUUCUCCUUGUCCAGUUAGGAGACCUGCCAACCCCUAUAAAGACAGCAAACCUCACAACAACCGGCUCAGUGUGGGUUUGAGGCCACAGCAGAGGCACUCGCCUCGCGGGCCCAACGGGGACAGGAGCAAAGGUCCUAAGGGCAAAGACAAGAAGGAGACCAAAGAGGCAAAGGAGGCUGCUGGCAAAGCAAAGGACGACAAGAACAAAGCAGAUGGCCAGGAGAAAGAGGUGAAAAAGUUUGACGGGACAGGAUAUGACAAAGAUCUUGUGGAGGCUCUGGAGAGAGAUAUUAUAUCUCAAAAUCCCAACAUUAAAUGGGACGACAUCGCAGACUUGGAGGAUGCAAAAAAACUCCUGAAAGAAGCAGUUGUGCUGCCGAUGUGGAUGCCAGCGUUUUUCAAAGGCAUACGAAGACCGUGGAAGGGGGUGCUCAUGGUGGGACCUCCGGGCACAGGGAAGACACUGCUGGCCAAAGCGGUCGCCACUGAAUGCAGAACGACAUUCUUCAACGUGUCCUCGUCCACCCUCACCUCCAAGUACAGAGGGGAGUCUGAGAAGCUGGUUCGCCUCCUCUUUGAAAUGGCACGUUUUUACGCUCCCACCACAAUCUUCAUCGACGAGAUCGACUCCAUGUGCAGCCGCAGAGGGACUUCAGAGGAGCACGAGGCCAGCCGCAGAGUCAAGGCAGAGCUACUGGUGCAGAUGGAUGGUGUCGGCGGAGCAUCAGAGAACGAUGACCCCUCAAAGAUGGUGAUGGUCCUGGCUGCCACCAACUUCCCGUGGGACAUUGACGAGGCUCUGAGGAGACGCCUGGAGAAGAGGAUCUACAUCCCUCUGCCCUCAACUAAGGGCAGAGUGGAGCUGCUGAGGAUCAACCUGAAGGAGCUGGAGCUGGCCAGCGACGUGGACAUGGCCAAGAUAGCAGAGCAGAUGGAGGGCUACUCUGGAGCCGACAUCACCAACGUCUGCAGGGACGCCUCUCUCAUGGCCAUGAGGCGAAGAAUCGAGGGCCUCACACCCGAGGAGAUCCGCAACAUUUCCCGCGAUGAGAUGCACAUGCCCACCACCAUGGAGGACUUCGAGUCAGCUCUGAAGAAAGUGUCCAAGUCUGUGUCUGCAGCCGACCUGGAGAAGUACGAGAAGUGGAUUGAAGAGUUUGGGUCGUGCUGAACAAGCCGGACAGCUGUGUUGUCUGUCUGUGUGUGUGAGUGGAAGUGCGAACCUGAGAAGUCUGGAUAAUGAUCAUUUUUAUCUGCGUUUUAUUCUGCGUCUUAACUCUUCACUUCUUUCGUAAAUUAUUGAAAUAUCAGGUUAUAUGUAAUGCUUUACCUUAAGCAGGUUUAUUACAACAGUUAUAUUUGUGCACCUCUUUGCCUUAUUGUGCAUUAUGUCUUACAUUCCAGUAGAAUAACCUGUUUGUUUUUUCCAACUGGUGUCCAUGUAUUCCUGUAUUGUACAGUGCAGAUACAGUACUGACAUUUCCUUUUACAUUUUACAGUGAACCCUGAGGCAUGAAUAAUGGUAAAGAAAAAAAAAUAAAAUCAAUUGUAACUGGAAAUUGGAAAAUUAUAACAGGGGACACAAAGCACAUUGAGAACUGACAGAUUUAUUAUAAGUUUAUUUACUUUACAGAUGUUUGUAUGAGUGUCAUAAAAGUGUCAUAAAAGUAGCUUGUACUGUUGUCUCCAGUUGUGCAAACACUGGGCUAAUGUUUGAUCCAUGUUACGCCUCCUGACUUGUUUUUUUGCACUUGAUUUUAUUUGGAAUUGUGGGACGAUGUGGUUCUUUCUAUGUUUUGUAGAUGCAAAUUUAUAACAUCACGACACUAACAAGGAAUUGCAAUGAAUCAAACCACUAUCAAUAUCUUAAUAAAGUCUUAAAUUGACA
Molecule: messenger RNA, 2616 nt
Organism: Myripristis murdjan (pinecone soldierfish)
Lineage: Eukaryota; Metazoa; Chordata; Actinopteri; Holocentriformes; Holocentridae
Gene: katna1
Product: katanin p60 (ATPase containing) subunit A 1
Exons: 11
Coding region: 424-1899 (491 amino acids)
Biological process (GO): microtubule severing
Cellular component (GO): microtubule cytoskeleton
Molecular function (GO): microtubule severing ATPase activity; ATP hydrolysis activity; microtubule binding
Source: RefSeq, a predicted model, not a curated record